Messenger RNA from Alosa sapidissima (American shad), 2370 nucleotides. RefSeq names its product R3H domain and coiled-coil containing 1-like (gene r3hcc1l). NCBI's taxonomy places the organism in Eukaryota, Metazoa, Chordata, Actinopteri, Clupeiformes, Clupeidae. The record is from RefSeq and is a predicted model, not a curated record. The transcript is spliced from 7 exons. Bases 170 to 1312 code for a protein of 380 amino acids.
AGAUAGGUUGUAGCACUGGGAUUCCCAGAACGCAACGCGAUUUCAUGACGUAUUACGAUUCCAAACCAAACAUCCGGCUGAGUGUGUCACCCUCUCAAACAAGUCCUUCUGAGGCUGCACUUCAACCAACCUUCUCUCAAUCCUACUCAGCAGGCUAACUUUCCAGAAUAUGGCUGAUCACCAGCAAGAACCGCAAGGAGACUCUAAACCUUCAGGAGCACCACGCACUAAAAAGCCAGACCAGGCUAUUUAUGUCCCCAAAAGGCAGCAAAGAGAGGGCGAUGGGCAAACAGUGGAUACCCAGGCACCCAACAACCACCCGAAGAACAAGGCUGGGGACAAGAAGGGCAAACCCAGGCCACGGUACACUGACAAGGCCUGGAAGAACAACAACAAGAACAAGAAAGACAAAGGUGGCGGCAAACCAAAGAUAGAGUCCUCCGUAAGUGGUGGAGAUUCAGCUGCAAGUGUCCAGAAUGGAGGUUGUAAGGAUGGCGAGAAAGAACGUGUGGACGUGGAAAAAGAGGGUGGAGAAGUACGACUGCAGCAGACGACAGAGGGGCAAAGCAACUCAGAAAUAGCUACUAGUGGGGUAUCCGUAGAGAGCACUGAUGGUGGUGGUGGUGGGUUGUCGGACAGGUUGACGACCUCUGACCCCAAGGCCUCAGGAGAGGACCAGGAGGAGAACGAGGAAGAAGAGCAGGAGAGCUGGGACACUCUGUUCGAUGAUGAAGGGGAAUGUCUGGAUCCUCAUUUGCUAAGAGAGAUUGCGGAGAAGUCGGGACGUAAGAAAGAGUCAAUUCAAGAGCCACGAUUCAACUACUACAACUGGUCACCAGAGAGUGAAGAGAUCGAGCUCAGGGAGGAUGAGCUGUCUCACAUAGUAGAGAUAUACGACUUCCCGACCGAAUUCAAAACCGAGGAUCUGAUCCUGGCAUUCCACUCCUUCCAACAGAAGGGCUUUGACGUCCAGUGGGUGGACGACACUCACGCCCUGGGCCUCUUCUCAAGCCCCAUUGCAGCGCGGGACGCCCUUACGACACGGAACCCUCUGCUGAAGGUGAGGCCCCUCUCCAAGGCCUCGGCGGCCACUAAAGCCAAAGCCCGCAACUGCUCAGACUACCUCCUCCCGGCUAAGGAGCGUCCGCAGACGAGUGCGGCAUUGGCGCGGCGGCUGGUGAUCGGGGCGCUGGGCGUGCGAAGCCCCCAGAGCCGAGAAGAUCGUGAGGCCGAGAAGAAGAAGCUGAAGGACGCCAAAGAUCAAAAGCGUCUUGUGGCCCAGCAGAGGGAGGAUGCCUGGGAAGGGAAGUGAGCUGGCGUUGCGUAGCGUGACGUGACAUGGUCUGAGUGCCCCCGUCUCUGCCGUGCACCCUUCCUCAGUCAGAAGCCCCACAGAAAAAAAAAAAUCCCAGGGAAACCACACACAUUCACACCCCAGUGCCCCCAAGCUGUGCCAGGUUCUGACAAGACAGAGAGCUUGUGAGAAUAGUCACAGGCUACAUCCCCCUCUCCAUCUCUCCACAAACCAAAGGGAUGUGAUGCCAUCUGCUCCCAUGACAUAAGACAUGCUUUCUGAACCAGUGGUCCAGUUGUGUUUCACAGGGUACUCCCCCACACCCACACACACACACACACACACCCACACACACACACCUUCUUGACAUAUUGUGUUUAUUUUAAAUGAUUGUUUCUAAUUCUAACUUCACUCGGUUUGCAGAGUCGGGGAUUAAGUCUAGAUGGCUGUGGAUGCUUUUGUAGAGAUGGAGGAACAGUUUUGUUAGAAACGUUUUUUGUGAUAAUUCCAUGUAACCUCUAAUUCGCAUUGGCAGUGUAUGUAUAGUGUUAAUCUGCUGUGUGGCGCUAAUGCUGCCUGGUCAGAAGUGUUUUUUUUUUUUUUUGUCUUUGUAUGCAUAAAUUUAACAUUUGUCAUGUUGACAAGGGCUACAAUUCAGGUUCUUCAUUUGGGCAGUUUUGCCUAUCAUGAAUGUCUGUGAGUAACUAAUAUUUUUAGUGACACUUUGUCAGAAGUAAAUAUUUGUUGCCUCGACAUCCUUGAUUGUGUUAAAUGUAGCCAAAUAAGUAUGAGUACAAUUUAAUCCAUUUUUAAAAAAUCAUGCAAGUUCUCAUCUGUCCAGCUCAGCAUUAGUACCAAACAGCAGACAUGAACUAAUACGGUGGAGCUGAGGGGGGAAGAGAUGAACAGGUAUCAAAAAGUACUGUAAGCACCAGGGGCAGCUACAACUCUUUAGUGUUCUUUUUUUUUUUUUUGGUAGUACCUCUGUAAUUUGUUGUAUAAUUUUAAUUAUUUAACUAUUUCUAUUGUUGUAGGAUGUAUGCUUGUUUUUGACCCCCCCCCCCCCCCCAACCAAC